AUGCUGCCGGCAACGCGAUCCGCGGCCUCAAUGGCCCUCCGAGUCAAACCCGCUUCCGCGCUGAUUCCCAUCCGAGCCGCCUCCGCCGCCGCCUUCUCAACAACCUCGAGACAAGAUGCCACCUCGCUGACUCCCUCCCCCCACUCCUCGACCUUUGGAAAGGCCCGCAAGGAAGUCGCCCUGCCCAGCGAGGAGGGCACCAAGGGCGUCAUCCAAUACGCGCUCACCUCCCUCGACAUCAUCGCAAACUGGGCCCGCCAGUCCUCCCUCUGGCCCAUGACCUUUGGCCUCGCCUGCUGCGCCGUCGAAAUGAUGCACCUCUCCACCCCGCGCUACGACCAGGACCGCCUGGGCAUCAUCUUCCGCGCCUCCCCGCGCCAGUCCGACGUCAUGAUCGUCGCCGGCACCCUCACCAACAAGAUGGCGCCCGCCCUGCGCCAGGUCUACGACCAGAUGCCCGACCCCCGCUGGGUCAUCUCCAUGGGCAGCUGCGCCAACGGCGGCGGCUACUACCACUACAGCUACAGCGUCGUCCGCGGCUGCGACCGCAUCGUUCCCGUCGACAUCUACGUCCCCGGCUGCCCGCCCACCAGCGAGGCCCUCAUGUACGGCAUCUUCCAGCUGCAGAGGAAGAUGCGCAACACCAAGAUUACGCGGAUGUGGUACAGGCGGUAA
Molecule: messenger RNA, 675 nt
Organism: Trichoderma reesei QM6a
Lineage: Eukaryota; Fungi; Ascomycota; Sordariomycetes; Hypocreales; Hypocreaceae
Exons: 3
Coding region: 1-675 (224 amino acids)
Biological process (GO): mitochondrial respiratory chain complex I assembly; electron transport coupled proton transport; aerobic respiration
Molecular function (GO): 4 iron, 4 sulfur cluster binding; NADH dehydrogenase (ubiquinone) activity; quinone binding
Source: RefSeq, a predicted model, not a curated record